AUGAAUCAGACUGGUACGACACCUACUACAGAUGAAAAUCGUCCGCCUGCAACGAUUCCCACUCCAGUAUACUUUCCAAUGACACAUAUGUUCUUCUCAUAUGGCAAUGGCAGUACAUCUAGUCAACCAUAUUACACCCCGGUCGUACAUCCAACCGUUGCAUAUCCAUCGAAUGGUACUCAACAACAGCCACCUUAUGGUAUCGGCUAUAACUCAUUUUAUCCUCAGUUUUAUCCUACGCGAACGAACCUUUUACCUCCAAUGUCACAUGUAGCAGGCUCAGCAAUACUUAUGCCACCAUGUCCAUUGAUGGUGCGUUCAAACUUAACAACAAAAAGUCAAUCUUCGACAGGUUUGAUUCCGAUUGGCAAUGAUAAUGAACGAAAUAAGAAUUUGAAUAUACGUGAAUGCCAAUCACCUGUUUUGAAUGAAAUCAAACGACACGAAAUGCCAUUGGAAAUCGUCGAUCCAGGUGUGAACAACACACCGGAACACAUACGAGCAGAUUCAUCAUCAGCAUCCUCGUUGACAGAACUCGAACAACCAUUACUUCCCCCACGCUCAAUGUCUUCUAAUUCAGAUAAUCUCCAAGAUGACUUUCUUACAUUUCUCGAACAAAAAACGAAGAAAUCAACAACGAAAUUUCCCGAAUUAAACCCAUUUGCGAGUGAAUUUUCUUUUGUUAAUACUCGUACUCCUACCAAUGCAUUACUAUUGGAAAGCAAUGGUAUUCACGAUCAUCGUCAUUCUCCUCCUUCGACGACACCAGCUGAAACUCAAUCGUCCUAUCGUUUAUUAUUCGAUAAUCUGAUUGAAAAAAGUCUCGAAUCAAUCGAAGCCUUCAAAAGAUCUACAAAGAAAGCGUCUGUUAAUGAUACAUCUGUACAAUGUAAUCAAAUCAACGAUUGUAUCAAUCGUUCAACACAAACAAUAGAACAAAUAAACCAUGCGGAUCUUCUUACUGAUUACAGUUUACGUGCUGUUAAAUUAAUGGAUAAAUUAUUGGGAAAUUUUCGAAAUAUCUACUCGUCUGAGUAUCAUCAUGAAUGCAAAGCAAUGGCGCAAACCUGCGAUGAAUUGCAUCAUUUAAUCUUGUUCAUUCAUCGUCUUACAUCAUCGUUAACACAUCAGGAAAAUGCGUUCACAACUGAUUUAACAAAUCCAUUUAGCAACAUACUGCACGAGGCAAUAAAUCUCGAUCAGAACUCACUUCUCUCGCAUAAUGUUGGACGUGGUACACGUCGUUUAACAACAUCAGCAACUCAUCCAUCGAUACCAUCAUUUUCUUGUCGACAGAUCGAUCCAGUAUCAACAAAUCGUCCUAGACUAUGUUUGAUCUGUCAAAAACCACUCGUCGAUGAUCAAAACACUGAUAUCAUGCAUAGCCUCUGUCGAACGUUGGUAUCUCAUCUAAAUAUGGCCACUAAUAUAUAA
Molecule: messenger RNA, 1434 nt
Organism: Adineta ricciae
Lineage: Eukaryota; Metazoa; Rotifera; Eurotatoria; Adinetida; Adinetidae
Source: the annotation of a GenBank genome assembly